Messenger RNA from Meira miltonrushii, 3965 nucleotides. RefSeq lists its product as uncharacterized. Gene Ontology annotation, molecular function: zinc ion binding; transcription cis-regulatory region binding; DNA-binding transcription factor activity, RNA polymerase II-specific. NCBI's taxonomy places the organism in Eukaryota, Fungi, Basidiomycota, Exobasidiomycetes, Exobasidiales, Brachybasidiaceae. The transcript has a single exon. Gene Ontology annotation, biological process: regulation of DNA-templated transcription; DNA-templated transcription. Gene Ontology annotation, cellular component: nucleus. The coding region runs from base 266 to 3745 and encodes 1159 amino acids. The record is from RefSeq and is a predicted model, not a curated record.
AAAUUGCAUGAAACAUACUUGGUGAUCCUUACCUCUUGAUCUUCACUAAGCUUUUGGAAGAAAAAGUGAUCGACGACGCCAAUCAUUGCUCGUGUGCUUAGAUUAUCAUCAUCACUGAGGGAAUAGCUCGAUCACAAAGGUGGUACGGCGUGUACAAAGGACGACACCGAAUCAUCUCCGAUUGUCUGAUCAAUCUUCAUCAUUCGAGAAACGUCAUCCACUCAAAGCCUGAUUGAUACGAGUGUAUUGGCUGAGCAAAAACAGAAUGUCCGGUCCUCAAUCCUAUCCUGAAAGUCUAUACGGCCCUGGAAAUGGUGGAUUGGGAGGUAGUAGCAGUAUGGGAAGCAGUUCAAAUGGCGGUAAUGGGAACGCUAAUGGUGGCGCAGGAAACAGUGGAUACUUUCAACGUCCAUCUGUUGGUAGAAACAUGAACGAUGAUCGUUACCGAAACGGAUCGUCGUAUUCGCCCAAUGAAGAUUACAUGCAAUCUCACAGACAAUCACAUCCACGUCAAUCAACACAGCAUUUCAACAAUAACAACAAUAACGUUGGACCGACAGAUGUUGGAUUUGAUUAUAAUCGACAAUACAGUCACAAUUCUGAUUCUAUGGGACAGCAGAUGUACAAAAACAACGCAAACGGAAAUGUGGAUUCCAGAAGAGAGUUUGAGAAUAGACGACCUCAUCACUCUGAUUCGACAUCCUCCAUGAAUUCAAUAUCCACCCAUGCAUCCAAUCUUAGCUCUCCGCAUAACGUGAUGAUACCAAAUCGAGGAGAAGGUUAUGGACGACCGCCCCCGCCUCCACAGUAUGGAGGUGGAAUGUACGAUUCACGUAGGGAAAAUUCUUCGUCAGAAUCUCUACAGCACAAAUCGUCUGGACUUCCGGCCGAUGCUGGACCUUCUGGAUCGAAUAACCAGCCUGACCGCAAAGUGAGCUGUUUGGAAUGUCGAUCGAGUAAAGUGAAAUGUAGCGGUCAGGCAGAAGGAGGUUGUGAUCGUUGCAAACGUAUCAAGCGAGCUUGCGUAUUCGAACAGCACAGAAGGGGACGUAAACCAGCUCAAGUCAAAAUGCACAAAUUGGAACAAUCGGUCGACACGAUCAUGACGGCAUUAAGUGCAUUGACAGAGUAUAAGAGAAGCAAGGAAGCGUCGAAUAGUAAUGCUAUAGAUGAGGAGGAUGACGAAGAAGACUAUCAUCGAAGCGCUGAGAAGCCUACUCAGGGUCGCAAAAGAAGGGCUGAAAGUGACACUUCCACCACAAAUGGUGAGCCAUCCAAAUAUGCAAAAUCCAAUAGCGUUCCUACACUUCAUCGGCACGACCUUUCUAGUCCGGAUGAGCAAUUUGGAACAACUACCUCCCAUGGCGGAAAAGAGUCGAAUCGGUUCAGUGCAAUGCUAGAAGAUGUUUCGGGUAGAGCCCGUAGAUUCUUAUCAUCUCGCAGUCCAUCUACGAUUGAUAUGCCAACUUCUAAAUCGGAACCGACAGAUGUCCUGGGAACGAAUACAGAAGCAGCAUCGCAGGAGCUUGGUCAGCCACCAUUAAGUAAUCCACUGAAGCUGCUCGCUCAAGCUUCUGAUUCAAAUGUCGAGCCUGCAAGAGUUGAUACAAUUGCUCAAACACCACUCAAAGAAGAUUCUGAUGAUGGCGAAGAAAUUGAAAACCAAACUGUUGAUGCUUCGGGAAAGAGUCAAACGACCAAAUCAGCAAAAUUCGCCAAAGGAACCCAGACACGAGGAGCAUCAAGACGUGGCUAUUGGAGCAUAGGAAUGUAUUCUUCGCGUUUAGAUAAAGGUUCAACGUUGGAUCCAAUCUCGCAAGGACUGAUGUCGCACGAUGUUGCUCGUGAUCUGUAUGGGCUUUACAUGCGACACCUCAAUGCGCCAAUCACCUUGUUGGAUCCGAUUUUGCACACUUUUUCCUUCGUGCGAUCUCAUAGUGCUCUCUUACUCUCUGCUUCUUGUGCAUUGGCCGCUCGAUUUGCAUCGCAUAUCAAUAAUGCGGAAGAGAUUGCAAACAAGCUGGAUUCUCACAUUCAAGAUGUCUUAUUGCCAACGAUUCUGCUUAAAGGUUACAGAUCUGUAGAGAUCUCGCAAGCGUUCAUCAUCUUAGCCGCCUAUCACUCCAAUACACAGUCACUUGACGGAGAUCGUUCUUGGUCUUUAGUUGGCUAUGGAAUUCGAAUUGCUGCUGAAUUGGAUAUGAAUGCAAGAUUGCUGAGCGAAUGGUCUUCUAUGGCCAAAAAUGCACAAACACCUACGAGUGUACAAGCAGAUACGCCUUUGAGUAAUAAGCUAGCCGAAGAUGACAUUCAAUUUAGCCCAGAAGAAGCAACGCAGAGAAGGUUGAGAAAUCGUGAAAGGACAUGGUGUAAUUUAUGGUUAUUCGAAUACAGUCUUUCGACGCAUAUGGGAAGACGAUCUACCUUGAGUCAAGAUCCUGUCAUAUUAGGAGUAAGUGCCGGUUGGCACAGAGCAGCAUAUGCAAUCCCAGGUGAUGAAGCAAUCGUCGCUCUGAUUGGCCUAAGACGAAUUCAAAUCAAGAACACGGAAUUCUUUGAACAUAGCAUCUUGUCUACGUCUUAUGAUCGACCACAAAUCAAUUCAGCUGCCUCGAGAUUCCAGUUGGACUUUUAUCGUAAAGCGUCAAGUGCGGACAUUACGAACUGGACGGCAAUGUAUGUGGAACGAGAAGAAGGAUCGAGUUAUCGUAUGAGGAAUGCAAGUCUGUAUGCGUCGUAUGCUCGUUUGAUUUUGAACAGUUAUGCAUUAAAGUGCACUUCGGAUGAAGAGCUUUUGGAUCCGUUCUACAAAGAAUCUUAUAGCGCUGCAAUGACAUACUUGUCAAUGUAUUCCGAACGAUUCAGAACGGGUCUCACUUAUGUUCACAACUCUUCCGUCGUAACGGUGGCUUACGUUGCCGUUUUUGCGCUUAAACUUUGCUCUCUGGAUUCUGACAGACAUCCUUAUAUUGAUCCGAAGCUGGUCAUCGAUCAUGUGCGUGAAUUGGCAGACGCCUUGGCCAAAGCAGGAAGUGUUACUUCAUGGCGUAAUGGUGCUGCUUCAUCUUAUGCUCCUUAUCUACGUGCUGUUGCUGAACGUGUAGAACGCAACGUGCGAAUGGAGCAAGGUAGAAGGGCAAGCUUUUACCCCUCGGACAACGGCGAGAACGCUACGGGAGAAGCGGAGAACAGAGGUACAGAGGCAGAAGAAGCAGCAAAUAGAAAUGGUGAUGGAAGCAGCGUUCCUGACGAUCUAGACACACCUCCAAAAAGCGCAGAAAUGAACAAAGUGAGAUUGCAAGGAGUUAGUCCGAGAGACAGCGGACAACAAUCUAAUGGAAUUCAAUCAUCAGUCAAUCUUUUACAACCAACAACCCAAAAUCACGGUAUGGGACCACCAACAUCUGCACCAACUCCUCGUUCCUCAAACACAUUUGCAUUUGGACCUGGUUUCACUCCACAAACAGGAUUGACACCUGGUAAUUCUCAAUCAACAAAAUUCGCGCCUGAAGCAUUAACAUUUUUAGCAGGACCUUCAGGUGUACAAGCAGCAACAGUUUUGGAUGAAUUAGCUGUCGGAGAAGAUUAUUUACGUUUUGGCGUUCCACAAAAUGGACAAGAUCAUCAUCAAUUUUUAGAAGGUUCUUUGUUUGGCGAUAUGAGUGUCUUUUUGAACGCGGCUUCGGCUGUGAACGAUAAUACAUUCCCAUGGUCAAUCGGUGAUACGAACGAACAAGGAAUGUGAUGAAUUUGUCCAACCCCACUUUUUUAUUUUUUGUAAAGUUUGUUGUAUGUACUACGACCUAUUUGUUUUUUUAAUGUAUGUACAUGUGAAGGAUAGCCCCGCAUUUUCAUUUUUGCAACGAGUUGGUCGAAUCGUAAACACUGCAUAUCUACCUUGUUGUGACACCAUCACAGAUUACUGUCGAUCCAAUGCAGGCGGGAGCAGAUGUUCGUAAGCUCAC